GUGCUGCUCCCAAGAGAGCUAAUGCUGUGUGACAAACCCUAUUUUCCCAAUCAAUAACCAGCACCCAAACCUGUCACAUCUUUACUUCUCCACUGCUCUCAAACGGCAUAUGACAUAGUGUUUGCUAUUGAGAUAUAUUCUCCAUCACUACAUGUCUUACAGGAAGUGAAGGGGCUUCACAGAAACCAAAAGAAAAAUUCUAAUCUAAAUAAAGGCACUUGCUUCAUGACUUCCUCUGUUAGAUCGAAGCUCGGCUGCGAGGGCACAUUAUAGUCAACCACCGUACAGCCCUCAGAACAGUUACGAUGCCAACAACAUGGAUCUCUGAGGCAAACCAUAAUGGAUCAUAACACAUCUUCGCCAGACAUCAUGGAAGACCCUGCCCCUCAAGUGUACCGGACUGUUAGCCUAGUGUUUUAUGGCAUUAUAUUCAUCAUAGGCACAGUGGUCAACCUGACCGCACUCUGGGUCUUUGCCUUGACCACUAAAAGACGGAACUCCAUCACAGUUUACAUGAUCAAUGUCGCUUUAGUGGACUUGAUAUUUAUCUUACUGCUGCCUUUUCGAAUGUUCUACUACAGUCAAGACUACUGGCCCUUCGGAGACGUGUUCUGCAGGAUUAACGCCGCAAUAACGGUGCUCUAUCCAUGCCUGGCCUUGUGGCUCUUCGCCCUCAUUAGCACAGAUCGCUAUGUGGCCAUAGUGCAGCCACGACACACUCGAGAACUAAAAAGCGUCCGUAAAGCCUUGCUGUCCUGUGCGGGAGUCUGGAUCAUGACCCUGGGCAGCACAGCUCCACUUGUUUUCCUGGAGGAAGACCCUGACCGCAACACAAACUAUACCACGUGCAUCAAGAUGCACGACAUCAUCUACUUGCGCCGCGACAAUCCCGUCAACUUCACGCGUAUCAUCUUCUUCUUCCUGGUGCCGGUGUGUAUCAUGGUGGGCUGUUACAUGAUCAUUGUGGACAACCUCAUCCACGGCCGCACAUCCAAACUGAAGCCCAAAGUCAAGCAGAAGUCCAUCCGGAUCAUCAUCACACUGAUCGUUCAGGUGCUGGUGUGCUUUGUGCCUUUUCACAUCUGUUUUGUGUCCAUGCUGCUGGCCAGCAGUGAGAGGGGUUACAACACCUGGGGGGCCUUCACCACCUUCCUGAUGAACGCCAGCACAGUGCUGGACAUCAUACUCUUCUACAUUGUGUCGAAGCAGUUUCAGGACCGUGUGAUCAGCGUGAUCUUGUACAGAAACUACCUGAGGAGCGUUCGCAGGAAGAGCCUUCACACCAACAGCAUUCGCUCGCUCAGCAACCUGACCAGUGCCAUGAUCUGAGGAAUAAUACAGCUGAUGGUAACAAUGUAAACUGAAUGUAAACAUAUCAGUGUUUGAAAUUAAAUGACAGAACUGAAGAUCAAGAUGAACGAUUAUACUAAAUAGUGAAACUGCUCACAGUAACAGCAGCUCUGCAGUUUAUUAUGCAGUCAACUCACAAGACGGAUCACAUGUGCUCAAGUGUCUUCAUUGACUGCUGCAUUGCAUCAUUGCUCAUUUGCAUAAAGUGAAACUUUUAUCAGUUUUGCUGCCAAAUACGCGUCACCACACACCGCAUAGUAACUUUAUGUGUGAACACCGCCAUAUAACAAACUAUUUCUUCAGUGGUUGUGUUUCAUGCUGCAAGUACGUGGGCUAUUUGAAAAAUCAAGAGUUUUUAAAAUCGAGUAAAAUUCAAGUUAUAAAUUGGGAUGCUACAGUUAGAGCCAUAUAUAAUGUAAUAUUUAUGAUAUUUUAAAUAGUUUUCUUGUUUGCAUAUAAAACAAUUAGGCCAGAAUGGGGAUGCACUGUAUAUAAACCUGAGUGCUCAAAACAAUGAAUUGGUGUUUGAGUAAGGCAAACAUGAAUUAAACUAUUUACUUUGAACAAAUUCAAUUAUAUUUAAUUGAAUGAUUAUUUCGAACUUGAAAUGACAUAAUAUAUUAAGUAAUCUGAAUUGUUUCAUUGUUUUGAAUUUAAUGAACUGAAAAUGAAGGGUAAAAGGUAAAAUUAUGUUAUGGGAGAUUUAGUAGUGUUCAAUACCAUCAUGGCAACGGGUGAAGCAUUAGUUUGGUUUAUAAAUGUUCUUUAGUGUCUCCAUUCAGCAAUCUACUAAUUAAAGCAUUGCUUUACCUAUUAACGAGUUAGCAUUUACUGAAUUAGCUAAUUAAUUGAAUUUACAUAAAUGUUCUGCUACUAAGCAUAUUUAAAUUGAGAUUACCAGGCAAUUCUAAAUUUGUUAUAUUUUUAAUAGUUGUAGUUUAAUAGUUGGCUUACUCAAAUAUUUCUAGUUAAGAGCAAUUUUACUUAAACUUAAACUUAAAAAAAAAAAAAAAUGUCUUAACUUCAUUUAUAAAAAAUACCCCCUCCCCCGCGUUGUUACAUUAUCACUGUAAGGUCUUUGAAAUAGUUUGCAUUGCAAAACUUUCUUUGCAGUCUUCGUGCAAUCUGUGCAGAACAUGUCUUUUGCUAAGCAUGCUUUUUUAUUCAUACCAAGUAUGAUCUUCAGUAACAGCGAAUGUCUUUGAAGAGGUUAGUUCAAAAGGAGUGCAUAUGUAUAUUUGGUCCUUUUAGAAGUGUAAAGCAAGAUCCUACCGUUCAGUGUGGGAUGGAAUGCUAAUUAAAUUUCCCCAAAAGGGAAAAUUACGUAAGAGCACUUUAUCUCAAAUUAUUUUGGUAUUUUAUAAAAAAAAAAAAAAAAAAAAGAUGCAUCACACACAUACAUUCUGCACCAUUUUGUUUAAUGCAAGCUGAUCACAAUUUAAACCGAGCUGAAACAGGAUUUUGGCACAGCACGACAGUAAACUUGACCUGUAGUAUAUAAAACGCCAGCAGGUGGCGCUACUGACCAGGGCAUAUUAAUGCUUCUCUUACAGUGCUUUAUCUCAAUAUCACCAUCAGGUGGUGUCAUGUAAUGUUAACAAAUCACUUGAAAGUGUCAUUCUAUCUGCUUAUAGUUUUAAAUAAUAUUCAAUUAUAAUUUUCUCUAUGUUUUCUAUGACUUUCCAUAAAAUAUGUGACUGCUGACAGAUGGACUGAUUUCUUCUUUGGGAAGAAAGACACAUGCUGUGGCUAUAUCCAAUCUAAGUGUUUCUUUUCUAAUUCUGUUAUAAUCACUCCUCAUGUGUUGCAGCUUUUGUGACCUAAUAUUUACUGAGAAACUGUAUGUAAUAUUUGUAAUUUUUUUUUAAAUGCCAAAUUGCAGGAUAAUUUACAUGAAAAAAAAACAUUUUAAAAAAUGAUGAUGACUGAUUACAUUUUAAACUGAAGAAAUUAUGCUGUAAAAAACUAUCAAUCUGUUAUGCAUAAAAUACUGAUACACUUAAUGUAUACCCUGCACUUUACUUGAUUAAGCUUAAUUAAAAUUGAUAUAUAGUUUUCUUCAAUAUUGUCUUCAAUCCAAGUUUAAUAUUCAGAAACAAGCAGUUACUCCUGAAGACUGUAAACACUGAGGUACUUUAAAAACAUUAUUCUGCUUUUCUUAAGCAGUCUAACAAGGCAACUUCGGACUCAUUCAGCUGCAGAUGGAGGAGCAGUAGGUGUGUUUGGGAAACGUCAAGCUUUGUGGAACAUGUUCAUAUGGCAUGUUAAAGUCCAAAUGAAAUACAAAAUGCUACUUUUACUUUGUUAACGCACAUUACUAGUAUUUGUCCAAAGGAGAAAAAUGUUGUUGCAAUCUUUAUUGAUCAUUUUAAAUCAAAAUCUGAAAAUUUAUAGUGACCUUCAUUCUAAAAAUCUCGCUGUCUAUUUUUUUUUCCCCUGUCAUUAUUCCAUUUCACUUGGCAGUGUGUCACACUACUAAAUUAAAUUCGGUCCCACUUUAUAUUAGG
This is a messenger RNA of Carassius gibelio (silver crucian carp), 3857 nucleotides long. Its product is annotated as N-arachidonyl glycine receptor-like. NCBI's taxonomy places the organism in Eukaryota, Metazoa, Chordata, Actinopteri, Cypriniformes, Cyprinidae. Gene Ontology annotation, biological process: positive regulation of Rho protein signal transduction; phospholipase C-activating G protein-coupled receptor signaling pathway. Bases 340 to 1329 code for a protein of 329 amino acids. The transcript has 2 exons. The record is from RefSeq and is a predicted model, not a curated record. Gene Ontology annotation, molecular function: G protein-coupled receptor activity. Gene Ontology annotation, cellular component: membrane.